AUGGAAGCCAGCUUUGACGAUUUGGUCGAGUCGGUUCGAAGCCUAGCAGAACGAGUGGAGGAUAUUUCCGAGACAUGCGAGAACAUCUUUGGCCGCAAGCAAGACUUCAUUGAAGAAUACAGGCGCCGAAACGAGCACUUACAAAAAGCUCAUGCACAAAGCGAGGAAACCAUCAGCACCCAGGCGGGAGAGAUUACUGAACUCGCCAAAGCCCUUGAGUACGUGUUGAUGACGGACAACUUGGAACAAGAAGAUAUUAAGGGACCAGGGGUGGAAAUCAUGCUACUGAGAAGGGCCCACGCACUGGAAAGCGAGGUCAAAAAACUGAGAACACAACUCCGCGGCAUGGGAGCCCAACGGUACCAUGCUGAAGCGCAAGCCGCAGCAAUCGAGGCACAAAACACUACCAAGCUCUCCUUUCUGAGACCUCCCUCUGAAUCUUCGGGCAGAACGGAUUCCAGCCGCAGCAUUUACCCUGAUACCGGUGAUGAUGACGACGGAGGACGGCCAGAAUCGGCGAAGCCGGAGGAGGAGGAUCCGAGUGUACAGGAUAGAAUUGCCGACUACAUCGAGGAGGGCGUCAAUCGGGCAUUAGAGAGCCUGGAGUCGAUGGAGGGAUCGGAGGAAUUUGAAGAUGACGACACGGACGACAGAAAUGACAGUGUCGGGUCUACCUUUUGA
This is a messenger RNA of Lasiodiplodia theobromae, 681 nucleotides long. RefSeq lists its product as uncharacterized. NCBI's taxonomy places the organism in Eukaryota, Fungi, Ascomycota, Dothideomycetes, Botryosphaeriales, Botryosphaeriaceae. The record is from RefSeq and is a predicted model, not a curated record. The transcript has a single exon. Bases 1 to 681 code for a protein of 226 amino acids.